AUGAGUGGCUUGUUUGUUCAUCGGAAUCUAUUACUUGGCAUAGUGUCAAAGCGAGCGCUGGUUUUUUCGUCCAAUUUAUUGGCCAAGUUACAAAAAGGAAGAGGGAAUUCUGUUGUAAAAGAGUUAGGACGACUAACUGCCGCACAAAUUGAUACGGAGCCGUACUUACCUGGACAGUUAUUCAUACACAAGUUAUUUCCAUAUAGAGGGAUUGUUCUGUGUUCAUUUGCUUGUCCUGUUGAGGAGAAACUGCCAAAUUCUAGUUCUGGUGAUUCAGUAGUGAUAACACAGAAAUCUUUAUUUUAUCAAAUACUUGUACACAGUGGAGACUGGAAAAAUAUGCAUUUUCCGGUUGACAUUACAUCUUAUCUUGAAGAUGCUGGUUCUAUGCAUGCAGAAAAAGCUUUAACUGUUAUUUUUGGAAUGGAUUGUGUGGCACAUGAUGAAAUUAUACCGUUUAGAACGCAAAGUAUCCGUCCCAUCACUCAUGACUUGUUCCGUGGACUGUUUGAAUGCACUGCAGUAGAAGAUAACGAUUUCGUAUUCGGUAUUCGAAAAGAGCCAAGCUUCUUGAUUAGUCAAAACUCAAGAUAUGUUUUAAAGCAGCUGAGGCCUCACUUUGUGUAUCGUGAAACUACAGACGGGAUAAGGGUGACUGUGAUCACUUUUUAUUUAGGAUUAAACACAGUUGGUGGGCUACAAAAGCAUUGGUGGCGAUAUGUUAUUCGGCUGGAAAAUCUGGAACCUUGUUCUAUAAUUGUCCGUUCUAGGGAAAUGAAAGUUUAUAGUUUGAGUAAUAUGCAACAACAAAGAGCUCCAAACAUUGCAGGAGGGAAUCCUCGAUUGACUCCAGAAGAGCCAGCAUUUCAAUACAGUGGUACUGUCGGUGUGGCAGUAGACAAAGGAUCGUAUGCUUGGGGAAAUUUCACGAUGGAACGCGAAGAAGACCGAACUUCAUUUCUGGUCAGAGUACCUACAUUUAGAUUAGAGUAUGAUUCUAGUUUAACACCGGAAAAAACUGAACAAUUGAGUUGA
Molecule: messenger RNA, 1035 nt
Organism: Thelazia callipaeda (thelaziosis nematode)
Lineage: Eukaryota; Metazoa; Nematoda; Chromadorea; Rhabditida; Thelaziidae
Source: the annotation of a GenBank genome assembly